AGCGGAGGCGCGCAGUGUCCCUGUGCGUUCAGAGGAGGUGUCAGCUGCCGGAGGAGGGGAGCGACGAGGAGGAGCGGAAGACGAGACAGCAGGCGACCAUUCCUUCACUACUGGUGCCGUCUCCUUUGGUGCCCGUAGAACAAAACGGCCUUUUGAUACUGAUUGUUGCGUUUUUCCCAUCUUCUCCCAAAGGCUGAAGCUCUCCAGUAUGUGUCGGAUCUAACGUCUCCAUACAGAACUAGGAAUAUCCGAGUCCGCCCGUGGAUGUGGACAUCUAAACUGUGGACAUGGAAAAGAUAGUGAAUUUAUCCAUUUCAGUUCUGCUGGUUUUAUGGGGAUGCGCGCACGGAGGCUCGCCCAGUGUUCAGAUCGGGGGACUCUUUCCAAGAGGCGCGGAUCAAGAAUACAGCGCGUUUCGGAUAGGAAUGGUUCAGUUUGGCACCUCGGAAUUCAGGUUGACGCCUCACAUUGACAAUCUGGAAGUGGCGAACAGUUUUGCUGUUACCAAUUGCUUCUGUUCACAGUUCUCAAGAGGGGUCUACGCCAUCUUCGGGUUCUACGACAAGAAGUCGGUGAACACCAUCACGUCGUUUUGCGGCACGCUGCACGUCUCCUUCAUAACGCCGAGCUUCCCCCUGGACGGGAACCAGCAGUUCAUCAUCCAGAUGAGGCCCGACAUCAAGGGGCCCCUCCUCAGCCUCAUCGAGUACUACAAGUGGGACAAGUUUGCCUACCUGUACGACAGCGAUAGAGGCCUGACGACGUUGCAGGUUGUUCUGGACACAGCAGCAGAGAAGAAGUGGCAGGUGACAGCCAUCAAUGUGGGAAACCUGAAGGACGAGCGGAAGGACGAGGCCUAUCGCUCGCUCUUCCAGGACCUGGAGAACAAGAAGGAGAGGAGGGUGAUCCUGGAUUGUGAACAGGACAAAGUUAAAGACAUCAUGGAGCAGGUCAUCACCAUCGGCAGACACGUCAAAGGCUACCACUACAUCAUAGCCAAUCUGGGGUUCAUUGAUGGAGAUCUAUCUAAAAUCCAGUACGGCGGUGCCAACGUGUCAGGCUUUCAGAUUGUUGACUUUGAAGAUCCCCUGGUGUCUAAGUUCGACCAGCGAUGGGACGCCCUGGAGGAAAAGGAGUAUCCUGGAGCAGACAGUAAGAUAAGGUACACGUCCGCGUUGACCUACGACGCCGUGCAGGUGAUGACCGAAGCAUUCCGCUACCUGCACAAGCAGCGCAUCGACUUCACCAGGAGGGCCAACAACGGCGACUGCCUGGCCAACCCGGCCGUGCCCUGGGCGCAGGGAGUGGAGAUCGAGCGGGCGCUGAAGCAGGUGCACGUGCAAGGACUGUCAGGAAACAUUCAGUUUGACCAACACGGCAAACGAGUCAACUACUCUGUGAAUGUGAUGGAAUUAAAGAGCAACGGUCCUGUAAAGAUCGGAUACUGGAAUGAGGUGGACAAAAUGGCCGUGACCAAAUCUGAUAUCCUGUCUAAUGAAACGACUGGCAUGGAAAACAAAACUGUCAUAGUCACCACCAUCUUGGAAGCACCUUACGUGAUGCUGAAAAAGAGCCUUGGACAAUGCAUGGACAAUGAAUGCUACGAGGGUUAUUGUGUAGAUCUGGCUGCAGAGAUAGCGAAGCACUGCGGCUUCAAAUACCAGCUCAAAAUAGUCGGGGAUGGGAAAUACGGAGCCAGAGAUUCAGAGACCAAAAUCUGGAACGGGAUGGUUGGAGAGUUAGUGUACGGGAAAGCAGACAUCGCAGUGGCUCCGCUGACCAUCACUUUGGUGCGAGAGGAGGUGAUCGACUUCUCCAAACCUUUCAUGUCUCUGGGAAUCUCCAUCAUGAUUAAGAAGCCUCAGAAAUCCAAACCGGGCGUCUUCUCCUUCCUGGACCCGCUGGCCUACGAGAUCUGGAUGUGCAUCGUGUUCGCCUACAUCGGCGUCAGCGUGGUGCUGUUCCUCGUCAGCCGCUUCAGCCCGUAUGAGUGGCACACCGAGGAGUACGAGGACGGGCAGAUCCAGACCAAUGAGUCGACAAAUGAAUUUGGCAUAUUCAACAGCCUGUGGUUCUCCCUCGGAGCCUUUAUGCGACAAGGCUGUGACAUAUCACCUAGAUCUCUGUCUGGGCGUAUUGUUGGUGGCGUGUGGUGGUUCUUCACCCUGAUCAUCAUCUCGUCCUACACGGCCAACCUGGCUGCCUUUCUGACUGUGGAGAGGAUGGUUUCUCCCAUUGAAAGCGCAGAGGACCUGGCUAAACAGACAGAGAUCGCAUACGGAACUCUGGACUCUGGCUCCACGAAGGAGUUUUUUAGGCGCUCCAAAAUCGCCCUGUUUGACAAAAUGUGGACGUACAUGCGCAGCGCAGAGCCGUCUGUGUUUGUGAGAACCACAGCUGAGGGGGUCCUGAGGGUGCGCAAGUCCAAGGGGAAGUAUGCCUACCUGCUCGAGUCCACCAUGAACGAGUACAUCGAGCAGCGGAAGCCUUGCGACACCAUGAAGGUGGGAGGCAACCUGGACUCCAAGGGCUACGGGAUCGCCACGCCGAAAGGAUCCUCAUUAAGAAAUGCGGUUAACCUCGCAGUACUAAAACUGAAUGAGCAAGGCCUGUUGGACAAAUUGAAAAACAAAUGGUGGUACGACAAAGGAGAGUGCGGCAGCGGGGGAGGUGAUUCCAAGGUCAGCCCCAUAAACCUUGCAGUAUUGAAACUCAGUGAGCAAGGCGUCUUAGACAAGCUGAAAAACAAAUGGUGGUACGAUAAGGGUGAAUGUGGAGCCAAGGACUCUGGAAGUAAGGAGAAGACGAGCGCCCUCAGCCUGAGCAACGUGGCUGGGGUCUUCUACAUUCUGGUCGGAGGACUCGGCUUGGCCAUGCUGGUGGCCUUGAUCGAGUUCUGUUACAAGUCCCGAGCCGAGGCGAAGCGAAUGAAGAUGACCUUUGGGGACGCCAUGAGGAAUAAAGCCAGGCUUUCUGUCACUGGGAGUACUGGGGAGAAUGGCCGGGUGAUGACUCCAGAGUUUCCUAAAGCUGUCCACGCCGUCCCUUACGCGAGACCUGAAAUGGGACUAAACGUCAGCCUGACGGAUCUGUCCUGAUUAAUGAGAAACUUCUGAGUGCCUUACGAUGGUUUCAAUAGAGCGAUUUUUUUUUGGGUUAUUCACUCCCUCCCUCUCUUUGGCACUUUUCUCUCUCUGGCUGGUGAAAAGGGAAAGGUAGGAGAUGGAGGCUUCAUUUUGUCUCUAACAAAGACUUGUAUUGUUGCGCUCUGUCUGUCUAAUAUUCACCCGACCAAACGCCUCCCUCUCCGGGUGGAAUUACAUCUUGAAAUAUAAAAGGGAGGCUCUUUUUUCCUAAACUCGUGUCACCAUGCUUUCCUAUCUGUCUGUCUGGACUGGACUGAGAUGGAAAUUGAUUGACAGCAGCAGCUGCUUCUGGGGGUUCUGAUAGUUUGUCAUUUCAGCUGUAGUGUGUGUGUGCGCGUGUGUGUGCGUGUGUCAGGGAGUCUCCUCACAAACACACUUUUCCGUAGCCGCCACCACCGAACAGGAUUUUCAAGCACACUUGAUAUCAUCCGCAUUACGGUGUGAAAAUUGUCCUCUUUUCUAAUAAAACCCAAGGAAAAAAGUUUAUUGAAAAAAAAAAUAUUUUUAUGUAUUUUCACAAAAAAGCUUUUAAAUGAACUUGCUUACAUACUGGUGGGAUAUAAACAUCUAAAUGUGUGAGUAUAACGAUGAAAAAAUACUAAACAGCUUCUAGAUCCAUAUUUUUAAUGCCAAAUACAUUGCAUACAGUAUGGGGUGAGAUGUUGAAAUCAUGUAAUUAAUUCCUAUUCUAAACUUUCCUGUAUAUUUUAUUCUUUAACAUUUGGUGUUGAUAUGAAAUAUAUGUCAAUGCUCAGCAUUUGGAAUCAAACCUUCUAUGUUUCUGUUGUUGGAGUCGGUGCCGCCAGCUUUGCUUUAUACUUUGUCUCUUCGUUGGCUUCAGUGCUUUUGCCGUUUGUAUUCUUUCCGACACAGACCAGGGUCGUCGUCUACUUUCCGAAAGUCUGUUCACGCGCCAUGAAAGUGAAGCUAAAUACUGUACGCGCAGUAGUCUGGUCAUUUCAUCCAAAACACGGCGGCGAUGGUUUAAAAUGCCAAAAAAGUACGAGUGCCAAAUUCUAGUGCCGGUAGAAAUGAAUAUAGUCUCAUAUAAUCAGUCACUGUCAUCUCAGUGAAUGUAAAUGAUACAUUCUGUAACUUUUGUAACUAGAUGUACAGUUGGUGGCAAUGACAGUGCUAAUACACUAGCCUUUUUGUUUCACAUUGAUCUGACAAUGAAGUAGCACCAAUUGCAUGUUGUUGCCGCAAAUACUACAUGAGUUUAUUUCAUUACAGCCGAACAUGCGCUCUUUUUCAUUUCAAUGUUGAAGUCGUGAGGUAAACUGUUUGAAACUGGAAAUACGUUAGACAUGUAAACAGUAUAUACAUAUAUUUUAUAUAAAAAGUUUAACUAUGAAAAACGAAAGCCCCUUUACAUGAAAGCUACUUUGCUUCCAUUAAAAACUAAAUUUAAUUACUUGUUUUAUUUACCUCUUUUAGUUAUGCAGUAUUACAAUUUAUGUCAUUUAUACAAACUUUGGAAUAAGACACAUUUUGUUUCUUUUUUUUAACUGACCUAUAAAAAUUCCUCCUCUGUAACUGAAAGGAGGUAAGUUGUACUAGUAUCACUGUUGUUUUCACCAUCAACAAUAGAAGCAUACUGUAGUUGCUUAUGGUUUCAUUGCAUAGUCAGGCUCUCACUGACAUUUUGUAUAUGGAAUGUGUGCUAACUUGUUUAUUUUUUGGGACUAUUUCUAAAUAAAAGUGGCUGAUCUCUUA
Messenger RNA from Betta splendens (Siamese fighting fish), 4862 nucleotides. It is a transcript of the gene gria2b, whose product is annotated as glutamate receptor, ionotropic, AMPA 2b. Lineage: Eukaryota; Metazoa; Chordata; Actinopteri; Anabantiformes; Osphronemidae. The transcript has 17 exons. Gene Ontology annotation, biological process: modulation of chemical synaptic transmission; monoatomic ion transport; synaptic transmission, glutamatergic. The record is from RefSeq and is a predicted model, not a curated record. Gene Ontology annotation, molecular function: AMPA glutamate receptor activity; transmitter-gated monoatomic ion channel activity involved in regulation of postsynaptic membrane potential. The coding region runs from base 288 to 3098 and encodes 936 amino acids. Gene Ontology annotation, cellular component: plasma membrane; postsynaptic membrane; AMPA glutamate receptor complex.